GGUGAAUGUUUUGGUUUGUUUGUGUUUUUUGGCUUCUGUGUUUCCGUUGUGUGUGUGAUUAUUUGUGGUUUCUAUUUCGACCUAAAGUGAUUCUAAUUUUGAUUAAAAAUUAUCUUUCAUCGCAAGUGGCUUCAAUACCCCAACCCAAACAACGACGAAAUUUUAUUCAUUUUUUUUUGGUUUUUCGUUUGUUUUCCAGUUAAUUUAUCAACUAAUUUAACAGUAUAUAUAUUUUUUUACGUGAAAAACCCCGGUUAAAAUAUAAACAUUACGACCAUUACGACUAUAACACAUAUCUGUGGAGCAAUGGGUUGUGCUAUGUCCGCUGAAGAGCGGGCAGCUCUUGCACGCUCAAAACAAAUUGAAAAAAAUCUUAAAGAAGAUGGUAUACAAGCGGCCAAAGAUAUUAAAUUAUUAUUACUUGGUGCUGGUGAAAGUGGGAAAUCUACAAUCGUAAAGCAAAUGAAAAUUAUUCAUGAUUCUGGUUUCACAACUGAAGAUGUAAAACAAUAUAAACCAGUUGUCUAUUCAAAUACAAUACAAUCGAUGGUUGCAAUUUUACGUGCAAUGCCUAAUCUAGGUAUAUCAUUUGGUGGACAAGAUCGUGAAUCAGAUGCAAAAAUGGUAUUCGAUGUUGUAUCAAGAAUGGAAGAUACUGAACCAUUUUCGGAUGAUUUAUUAGCCGCUAUGAAAAGGUUAUGGUUAGAUCCUGGUGUACAAGAAUGUUUUGGCCGUUCAAAUGAAUAUCAGCUAAAUGAUUCUGCCAAAUAUUUUCUAGACGAUCUAGAUCGUUUAGGUAAAAAAGAUUAUAUGCCAACUGAACAAGAUAUAUUAAGAACACGUGUAAAAACUACCGGUAUUGUUGAAGUACAUUUUUCAUUUAAAAAUUUAAAUUUUAAAUUAUUUGAUGUUGGUGGACAACGUUCGGAAAGAAAAAAAUGGAUACAUUGUUUUGAAGAUGUAACCGCUAUUAUAUUUUGUGUUGCAAUGUCCGAAUAUGAUCAAGUAUUACAUGAAGAUGAAACAACGAAUCGUAUGCAAGAAUCAUUAAAAUUAUUUGAUUCAAUUUGUAACAAUAAAUGGUUUACCGAUACAUCAAUAAUAUUGUUUUUAAAUAAAAAAGAUUUGUUUGAAGAAAAAAUUAAAAAAUCUCCAUUAACAAUUUGUUUUCCUGAAUAUACAGGCGCUCAGGAAUAUGGUGAAGCAGCAGCAUAUAUACAAGCACAAUUUGAAGCUAAAAAUAAAUCAACAACAAAAGAAAUUUAUUGCCAUAUGACCUGUGCAACUGAUACAACAAAUAUACAAUUUGUAUUUGAUGCUGUUACCGAUGUUAUCAUUGCCAAUAAUCUACGUGGAUGUGGAUUGUAUUAGUCAAAAACAAAACAAAACAAAAAACAAACAAACACUUCAAAAAACAGAAAUUCUUAAUUAUCAUCAUCAAACUGACACACACCAAACAAAUCGACCAAAAAACCAUUACAUACUUACAUACAUACAUUACACCUGGAAACAAACACCUGGAGAAUCCGUUUCAUUUUUUGUUUUUAAUUUUUCUCUUGAAUCGAUAAUAAUGAUGUCCAAAUGAAUUUUUUCUAAUUUUAUUUUGAUCGCCAUCUCAUUCAAUUAUCUCUGCCUGUGUAUGUUUUGUUUUUCUUUUGUUUUUUGUUUUUUGUUUCUUCCUUCCUGAUUCUUACCGCAUACAUCGACCCACCAUAAACACACAUCAACAGCAACAGCAACAACACUUUAAAAGUUCAUCCAUGAAGUUUAUCAUGUUGUUGUUGUUGUUGUUUUUUCUAUAAAAUAUAUCGCAAUGCGAUAAUGAUAUUAAUAAUAAUAAUAAUAAUUGUCACUUAUAACCUGAACCGAAAAACAAAACCGCAAAAACGCA
Molecule: messenger RNA, 1891 nt
Organism: Dermatophagoides pteronyssinus (European house dust mite)
Lineage: Eukaryota; Metazoa; Arthropoda; Arachnida; Sarcoptiformes; Pyroglyphidae
Gene: Galphao
Product: G protein alpha o subunit
Biological process (GO): adenylate cyclase-modulating G protein-coupled receptor signaling pathway
Cellular component (GO): heterotrimeric G-protein complex; cytoplasm
Molecular function (GO): GTP binding; GTPase activity; G protein-coupled receptor binding
Source: RefSeq, a predicted model, not a curated record